Messenger RNA from Pseudomassariella vexata, 1203 nucleotides. Its product is annotated as Golgin subfamily A member 7/ERF4 family-domain-containing protein. The transcript has 3 exons. Gene Ontology annotation, cellular component: extrinsic component of endoplasmic reticulum membrane; endoplasmic reticulum palmitoyltransferase complex. Gene Ontology annotation, biological process: protein targeting to membrane; peptidyl-L-cysteine S-palmitoylation. The record is from RefSeq and is a predicted model, not a curated record. Lineage: Eukaryota; Fungi; Ascomycota; Sordariomycetes; Amphisphaeriales; Pseudomassariaceae. The annotation marks the transcript as partial.
CGCCGGCCUGCUGCUGCCCGUCUGUGGAAUCCGACCAACUCGACGCCGAGACCGCCGCCUUCAAGAUUAACACGCCGACGUCAACGUUCCACCCCUCCGCCUCCGGCUGUGCUUCUAGAGCACCCUGCCAUCGACGUAUCCUCGGACCCGCCCGAUCCUACUGGAGUAGUGGCUGGGAACUACCCACUCCUCAGUCUUCCCGAGCAGAGGCAGAACCGCCAUUCUGCCUCGACGAGUGCGAACCUCCAGAUCGAGGGCCGACGUAGCGGCGAUCAGAAAGUCAGUCUCCCAAGAACACUUCGCUACUCUUACGACGGGAAACGCCUUGCGCAGGCAUUACAACUACAAGAUACAGGGGCCGGACAGAGCGUGUCCAAUCGAGCUCGAGCACUGAGCUUCGGACUUGUUCGUCCAGAGAAGUCCACCAAAGGCAAAGGCAAAGCCGUCAUGGCACUCCCCGAAGAUGAAGAGCCGGGGAAGUCUUUUUCGAAGGACUUGGAGAGGGGCCCCAACGACCAUGAGUAUCGUCACAGUCGAGACAACAUGUCCCUGCCAGAAGACAUUGGGUCCGCCAUAUCCUCGAGCAACUCGUCUAUCAUGGGCGAUCCAGACCAACCAGAUAUUGGCGAGGAAUGGGGGCCACAACAUCCAUGCUUCCCACACCUGAAUCCACAUGUAUCAAUGGACUCGCCCGAAUAUACCAGCACCCGCAUCAUACGAAUCCGGAGGGACUGGCUCAUCGACGGAGAUCUAGCGCCCACCUUUUCCAACCUGUAUCCUGAGAUUUUGGACCCAGCUGGUAUCACGGAACAAGAAUUUCGUCGCAUAAUCGAGAAGCUCAAUGGCGAGCUGAUACUCAUAUUUAAUCCUUACUACUGGCGUAACAUUCUUGAUGGAGCUUUAGGCCUGCUCACAGGUUGGAUCUGGGACGAUAUAGGAUUCACGAAUGCCAAAACUAGGCUGCGAAAUCUUGAAUCAUGGAUCGAGAAAUGGAAUACGCAGAUGGAGAAAACAUUUGUACCUGAAGAGGGAAUUGCUGCGCCCAAGAUCAUCCCCCUGAGGCGAUCUGGAUAUAUGACGCUCGACAUUCAAAUACCGGAUCCGGAAAUCGCCCCAGCUGCUGCUAGUGAACCUGGGGUUUCGCGAUCGGGGCCCGAGCAAGCAGAUCCCGCUUCGCAACACGACGAUGGGAGUGUUCACUAA